Perca flavescens (yellow perch) is the source of this 1565-nucleotide messenger RNA. RefSeq names its product zinc finger, C4H2 domain containing (gene zc4h2). Gene Ontology annotation, cellular component: nucleus. The transcript has 5 exons. Gene Ontology annotation, biological process: positive regulation of neuron differentiation. NCBI's taxonomy places the organism in Eukaryota, Metazoa, Chordata, Actinopteri, Perciformes, Percidae. The coding region runs from base 307 to 981 and encodes 224 amino acids. The record is from RefSeq and is a predicted model, not a curated record.
AAUGAAGUGAAGUUGUUUCCAUCGCGGUGUAACACAUGGUUUAAGUGGAAGUGGAUACUUGUAGUAGGCCUAUAGGCUAUUUCAGGUUUAAUGUGUAAUCACAGAGUGCGUGUGGCAGAGCUCUCGGUGCUACCCAUAGACUGUAUAUUAUGGUGCUACCGUAGCCACGGUUUCACAUUGCGGGCGCGUGCUCGUGUGCGCGCUCACACCGGCUAUUGUGUUUUUUAUCAACAAGGAGAGGAGACCACCGUGGCCUUCUUUACGGGGAACUGAGCUGGCGAACUGAACCCCAAGGACUGCGAAACCAUGGCGGACGAACAAGAAAUCAUGUGCAAAUUAGAAAAUAUCUUGGAAAUACGGAACAAGACUGUCCAGAUGCAGAAGAUCAAGUCCCGUCUUAAGGUUGAGUUUGAGGCUCUGGAAUCUGAGGAGAAGCACCUGAAAGAGUACAAACAAGAGAUGGAUCUGCUUCUACAAGAGAAAAUGGCCCAUGUGGAGGAGCUGCGACUCAUCCAUGCAGAUAUCAAUGUGAUGGAGAGCACCAUCAAGCAGUCGGAGAAUGACCUGAAUAAGCUGCUAGAGACAACUCGCCGCCUACAUGAUGAGUACAAACCUCUGAAGGAGCAUGUUGAUGCCCUCAGGAUGACUUUAGGUCUACACAGACUCCCUAACCUGAACGAAGAAGAGGAGAAGCUCUCCCUGGAUUACUUUGAGAAGCAGAAAGCAGAGUGGCAGAAGGAGCCACAUGAGCCCGCCAUCCCAGAAUCCCUCGCUGCCGCUGCAGCAGCAGCACAGCAGCUUCAGGUUUCCAGGAAGCAAGAUGCACGCCAGACGGCCACCUUCAGACAGCAACCCCCACCUAUGAAGGCUUGCCUGUCCUGCCACCAGCAGAUUCAUCGUAAUGCUCCCAUCUGCCCAUUGUGCAAGGCCAAGAGCCGCUCCCGCAACCCAAAGAAGCCCAAGAGGAAGCCGGAUGAGUAGCUCCCACUCUACCUUCAGCUUCUGUGGGUUUAAAGGGACCUGGUCCAAUACACUGAUCUAAGAUCAGCCAUUUAUGACUGAAAUAACAGAUCUGUGCUUCAGGACAAUUUCCACAAACAGUCCCCAUUUUAACAAGUCUUUCAUGAACUGUCAACUGAAAUUGAUGGAGGAUCCGGUAAUGUCAUUCUGUUGUUUGUUUUUAUCAGUGCUUUGGAUGUGUUUAUAUGUAACUGUAUGACUUGUAUAUUAGGUUUACUAGGCCGUAACCAUGUAACUGCAAUAAUGCAAAAAGGAACUUGAUAAACUGUCCACAUCAUUUUGCCCAUGUUUUUUUGCCUUAGAUAUUGUACUGUACUUUCUAAUUUUUUGCAAUGCAUGUGUGCUUCCAUGGCUGUCUGUUGUGUAUUGUUUGUGCCAAUGAAAAAACAAAUAGGUUUAAUUGAAGUUAAAUAGAAUACAUUCUUUUAAUGUUUACAUUGUUCAAGUGACCACAAACAGGCCAGAGUCAUCUGCUCUGAAUAGUGUCGUGUGUUUAACUUUAAUACAGUGAUAAGUAAAUAAAUAGAUGUUUUAUACUAACCUUA